UUUAUCGAACCAUUUUCUCCCAUAAUGCAUUUUUGUGAAAAUGGCAUCUUACGUAAGUCGUCUGCUUGGACCGUCUCUUCGAGUUUUUGCCAAGUUUGAGAAAAACUCUGGGGUAUUAAGAGGGAGUGCUUGCCUUCUUUCACAUCAACCUCCUCAAGGCGAACCCCCCAUUCCGGAAUGGAAGCAGCCGCAGAAUGAAUCUAUGGAGCUGAAAAGAGCAAGACUCGUUUAUCAGAGCCGCAAAAGGGGAAUGCUGGAAAAUGGAAUUAUUUUAAGCACAUUUGCCGGACGUUAUUUAGAAGGCUUUGAUGAAGAGCAACUGGAUCAAUAUGAUAACCUGAUUAAUAAGCCAGAUAAUGACUGGGAUCUCUUCUACUGGGUUGUACAGCACAAACCAACACCCGAGGAGUACGAUCAUGGAGUCAUGGAUCUACUGAAGACGUUUGCUAAGAAUCCUGACAUGGAAUCACGUAUCAGACAGCCUGACCUUGCAGAGACUGAGCAGAGACAUAUGUAAAAACCAACCAGGGCUCAAGACCUAUGUCGCCUAUCUUACGAAGUUAAUUGUUUGAGCAGAGACAUACGUGAAAUCAACUGGGGAUGGGGCACAAGUAUUGGACUAUUUUUUGUAAAGUUGAACAAGACUAGAUAAAACUAACCGUCUACUGGCUUCGGUCAACUAUUAGAACAAACAGGAUUGCCACAGACAACUUUUGUUCCACUUACACUCUACGUGUAUAAUGUACUAGUCCAGGGUUUUGAUCCAUAGAUUAAAGGUAAAGAUCAGUUAUGGUUAUACGAUUGCAUUGUGAAAGAAACGUUGUGGAAUCGAUCAGAAAAGGUUGA
Messenger RNA from Strongylocentrotus purpuratus (purple sea urchin), 846 nucleotides. It is a transcript of the gene sdhaf2, whose product is annotated as succinate dehydrogenase assembly factor 2, mitochondrial. The record is from RefSeq and is a predicted model, not a curated record. The transcript is spliced from 4 exons. The coding region runs from base 41 to 517 and encodes 158 amino acids. Lineage: Eukaryota; Metazoa; Echinodermata; Echinoidea; Camarodonta; Strongylocentrotidae. Gene Ontology annotation, biological process: tricarboxylic acid cycle; protein-FAD linkage; mitochondrial respiratory chain complex II assembly. Gene Ontology annotation, cellular component: mitochondrion.